Messenger RNA from Salvia hispanica, 2904 nucleotides. The record is from RefSeq and is a predicted model, not a curated record. Lineage: Eukaryota; Viridiplantae; Streptophyta; Magnoliopsida; Lamiales; Lamiaceae.
UUCCAUCCAUGCUUAACUUAAGAGAGAAACUCAAGAGAGAGAGAGAAAGAGGUUUAAGGGAAGCUUUAGGUCCACCAACUGGUGGUUAGAGAUUGGCACUCCAUAACCAAACACCAUCAACAGCAACAAAGAAUCAACCAAGUCAAGCAACAAAUAAUAACAACAAACAACAGCAACAGCUAAGACAACAUAUAUAGCUUCCUUUUCCCAUUAUUUACAAUUGAUUUAUUUCCCCCCUACAAAGGUUGGAGAAAGGGAUGUUUUUGAAAUAAAUACUAAAAUACUAGUAUCAGUUUUUUUUAAAAUCAAGAUUUGAUUUUUAUUUUUAUUUUUCUGGUGUUUGGUGUGGGGUUUGUUUGUUCUGAGUAGUAAUAUAGAGCUCCCUUUUUUACAUGAUAGAUAUAGAGAGAUAGAAAACGACUCCAAAAAUAAAAAAAAAAUUAAAAAAAUUUGGUGUAUGCAAGUCUCACGUGGGAAUAGAUAAAAAGAGUAGAUGAUGAACGAACUUAUGCAAGAAUAGUUAUCAUAAAGAGAGAGAGGGAGGGAAAGAUGGAGUAUUGGGAUCUGUUUGUUUGCAGUGAAGAAAUGUUUUUUUAGACAGAUCGUGGAGCUGCUGUUCCCCAUAAGCAACACAGCUUAUGCUGAAUUUCAGAGCUAUUUGAUAUCUCUCCCUAGCUGCACUUAAACAAGAGAGAGAUUGUGAAGAGUCUAAACUGAAAUCCCACAAAGGGAAGAAACAAGGGCUAAGAAAAGAAUACAUGGGAACUUAUUUUCCUAUGUCAAACAAUCAAAGAGAUGCUGCAUCAAUGCUCUACUCCAAGGAUCCUGCCCCAGCUUCUCACUCAUCAACGCCGAUUCUAACCGGGAACACCAUCAUGUACAUGAACUUCCCGCCCUCGUCCGAGCCCUUCUCUGAUGCAAUAGCCAGCAGCUGUAUGGAUGCUCCACCUGUUGCCUCAAACUCAAACGCCUCGUCUCAGGAGGUUCUCCUCAACUUUGGGGGCUCACGGGCGUUGGAGAGCCAGCUAAACACGUGGAAGGACAGGAGGAACGAGAUGCUCAUGAUGCACCAAGCAGGGGGGAGCAGCUCUUGUGUCCUUCAAGGCGGCCCGAGCAUGCAGGGGCAGGGGCUGUCGCUUAGUCUCAGCACGCACGUCCCCUUGCACGUCCCGUACCAGAACGAGGGCGCUGAUUUCUCCUCGAUACUGGGGUCUAAUGCAUUGAUGCAGGGCGAAGACAGGGGGAGGAACAUUUCUUUUGAGAAUGAAGAUAAUAGCUUUGCUGCUGGCUUCGCGGGGGGUAAUAAUGGGGAUGGGGCGAGUGACAUGUCCUCCUACGGAAUGCCGAGUAUUGCAAGAGCUGUUCCUAACUCUAAGUAUUUGAGAGCGGCUCAGGAGCUGCUGGAUGAAGUUGUGAAUGUGAAGAAAGCCAUCAAGGAGCAGAAUGCUCGGAAAGAGUUGAGGCGAGAGGGUGAAGGGGAGUUGAAAGAUGGAGGGUCGGACCCUUCGUUUUCAGCCACGCCUAAGGAGACUGGGGCCUCCCGUGUCGAGAUUUCAGCAGCCGAGAAGCAGGAGUUGCAAAAUAAACUGACUAAGCUUCUCACAAUGUUGGAUGAGGUUGACAGGAGAUACAGACAGUAUUACCAUCAGAUGCAGAUUGUGGUGUCUUCGUUCGAUGUAAUAGCAGGAUCCGGAGCAGCCAAACCUUACACUGCGCUCGCGCUUCAGACCAUUUCCCGUCACUUCCGCUGCCUACAUGAUGCUAUAAAUGGGCAGAUUCAAGUAGCACGAAGGAGCCUCGGAGAGGAGGAUGCUUCCUCAAACGAGAGGGGGGUUGGGAUAUCCCGACUGCGCUAUGUGGAUCAGCAGCUCCGGCAGCAGAGAGCCCUGCAGCAGCUCGGCAUGAUGCAGCAGCACGCGUGGAGGCCACAGAGGGGACUGCCUGAGUCCUCUGUUUCCAUCUUGAGAGCUUGGCUUUUCGAACACUUUCUCCAUCCCUACCCGAAAGAUUCCGAGAAGAUCAUGCUGGCGAGGCAGACUGGAUUGACAAGAAGUCAGGUGUCAAACUGGUUCAUCAACGCUCGAGUGCGUCUCUGGAAGCCGAUGGUUGAGGAGAUGUACAAAGAGGAGACAGGUGACGCUGAUGUUGACUCCAACUCCUCGUCCGAGACAAACCCACGAGCCUCGAAGCCCGGUGCAAAAGCCUCUGAAGACAAAGCAGAGGAUCUGCAGCAUGGCACGGCUUCCGCAAGGCAGCAGCUUAUGGAGCCGAAGGGUGUUGAGAUGAACGACGUGGAGAUGAUGGGGUCGGACGCCAACUCCAUCUUCCAGAGCGAGUACGGAGUAGGGAAGGGUGAGAAGGCCGAGCACGAGACAGGCCUCUUCCAAGACGCAGUAGCGGAAUCAAGCUGUGGGAGUGAGAGGUUCAUGGGUGCCGGUUACCAUAUAUCGGAGCUCGAGAGAUUCGGUAGUGUUGGUGGAGGAGUUUCACUCACACUAGGGUUGCAACAGUGUGAGGGUGGGGGUAGGAUGGCUAUGCCUAAUAGCAAUCACAAUGCAUUCAUUCCACUCAGAGAAACUGAUGUAUAUAACACAGCAGCUUCUGCUAUGGGGGGUGACCCUGCAGAUUUUGAGUGCAUGGAUUCCGGUGGCCGGCAGCAUCGGCUCGUCUCGUCGUUGCUACCUUCUUUUACCUGACUCUGCCCGGAGAUGAUUCCGGGCAAAAUUAGGGGGGUGGAUCUUGAUAUUUUGGGAAGAAGGUCUAGGUUUUAUCUCCUGUUUUGUGAAUCCAUUGUAGGAAGAAAAAUUGGUUGAAGGGUUUAUUUGUAAAGAAUUUACUGUGUUUGGUCUGUGUAGAAACCAGAAUACGAUGAUUUUGUUGUAUCAAGGAAAUAAGGUUGGUUAA